Molecule: messenger RNA, 7473 nt
Organism: Pristis pectinata (smalltooth sawfish)
Lineage: Eukaryota; Metazoa; Chordata; Chondrichthyes; Rhinopristiformes; Pristidae
Gene: pik3r5
Product: phosphoinositide-3-kinase, regulatory subunit 5
Exons: 20
Coding region: 193-2790 (865 amino acids)
Biological process (GO): G protein-coupled receptor signaling pathway; positive regulation of MAP kinase activity
Cellular component (GO): phosphatidylinositol 3-kinase complex, class IB
Molecular function (GO): 1-phosphatidylinositol-3-kinase regulator activity
Source: RefSeq, a predicted model, not a curated record
GGAACCGUGCCCUCAUCAAUUUGAAUGGCAUCACCAACCUGGCUAAAAAAAAGGAUGUGGUUAAACUCCAGUUCAUUGGUUAUGUACAAGGGUGCGAAGCUACACUGCAGUCAAAAAAAGAAUUAGAGGAAGUUAUCCGAGAGGGAAUAGGAAGUCUCCAGAUGUCUUGGAUACUACAGGAGAUGAUAUAAAAUGCAGCAUACCUCCUGUACAGAGGAUCGCAUCCAUCAUGCCCUGGAGAGAUGUUUGCAUGGAUUGGACAGAAGUACCUCUUCUAAUUGGAAGGCUGGGCUCUGUGUGAACCGUUGGAGCCUGGAAGAACUCGUAAGCAGAGAUCCCCAGAGCUUCUUAAUCCUGAUUGAAAAGAUAUUGCUCAAAACUAAGGAGGUGCAAGAGAUGUGUCAAUAUGACUUAUUGGUGCCACUGGCUUUAAUGUUUUAUUCUUCUGCAUUGAGAACACCAUUUUUUCCUCCAGAAUCUAACCUGCUGAACAAUGCAUAUAGCAUCUACCACAGUCUCCUGACUUGGCCUGUACCUUACUGUAACGUUUGCAAGGACCUUCUAACAUUUAUCAAUGAUGAAAUGAAGGCACCAGGAAUCUCAUUCCAGAGGUUGGUGAGAGCUGAACAAGGAUUAACAACCAAAAAUCUUCAAAAUAAAACAAUAACAGUCCUUCUGCUUAAUUCCUCUGAAGUACCCAGUGACUUUCUAUCAGUCACCCAGAAGAUCAGCAGCAAGCGUCAGUCCCCGGGAGAUUCUCAUAUCACCCUGAUUAAGCACAUGUACCAGGCAGUUUUUGGUGCUAAGUACAACUUGAAUGAUAUUCAAAGUGCCCUUGAGUCUAAAACUGCAAAUGAACUCUUGGAAAUUUUCUCAAACUGUUCUGAUGCUAUGGAAAUCACAGCUGCUAUGAAGGAUGUUACCAAAGCCAGAGAAUAUUUAAUGACCAAAUUAGAGGAGAUUAAAGAAAGGUUUGGGCUCCUCCCAAAAACAGCCCAGAAUGGGAUGGCUAAGCUGCAAACAAUUCCACUGCCAGUUGCAAAUUGCUACAGCUAUCACUGGGACCAGGAUAACUUUGAUAUUUUACAGGAAGUUCUCCUGAAAGAGUGUGAGUUUCCUGAUACUGUCUUGCUUCCCAUGCACAACAAGAAUAAGGAAGGGGAGGAGGAAGAUAAAGACGUUGAGGAAGAGGAGGAUGUAAUUGAAAAUGAGCGAGAUUCUGUGCUCUCUACGAUAUCCCUAACAUCCAAGGACUACAUGAAAUCAUUUGUCUCAAAUCUCUCAGAUUAUAUGGACAGUGGUUAUGCAGAAGAUGGAGAUGAAAGUUCACCUGAAACAACAGGGAUGUCAGAGCAGAAAGAAGAAAAGCAAAAUACUGUGGGAAAGAAAUUGACAAAAAAAUUAACAAACUUCUUCAGAACCAGAAAUACCCUGACACAUAAAGCGGACCCGAAAUACAGUCUAAACAAUUCUUACUCAAAUCUGUGUAAAGGGAUGUCUAUGUCAGGCUCCCUACCUCUUCGUCGAGCAGAAAGUUUGGGCUGCACUGAAGUGAAAUCCAAGCCUCCAAUGAAGUCCAGGCGCUCAAACUCGUUACCGCAGCAUGCAAGCUACAAUUGCCAGUUUGAACGAUGUUUACAACAGAACACAUGCUUCAAACGUCGGCCGUAUCUCAGCUUUGAGGAUGAUUGUAAAACCAUGACACUGCGAGUUGUUGUAUUUGGUACUGACAGGAUUCUAGGAAAAGUUGCAAGAGCCUACAGCAAUCUUAGAUUCCAAGAAAGCAAAACUCCCUUUCUAACAAAAUACUUCAGGAUGCAAUUUUUUUAUAUUCCUCUGCAAAGAAAUUCAAUCAGCAGCCCUGUGCAGAACACAAAUUCACCCUCAGACAAUCAACACAGAACAUCCAUGCAAGUGGAUUUCAGCUCACUUGAGCCUGCAGAAAAAGAUAGUACCAAUAAUAUUGCCCAAUUCAUUGGCAUGUUGGAUUCUUGGUAUGAGCGAAAUAUUCUAGAUUUACUGACCUUACCAACAACUCUUCUUUGCCAGGAACCUUCCAAGCCAGAGAAUUAUACAGCUGAAAGGUUACCAGAGAAGCUUCCCAUCAUGGGUGACCUGAUCCUGUACUAUUGUCGAAAUGCUACUCGCCCAGUGUUAAUCCAGCUUUACCAAGCAGAGUUAACUCUGGCUGGGGGAGAGAAGAAAUCUGAGGUCUUUGUUUAUUCUCUCGAGCUUGGACAAUCAGCUGCGACAAGAGCGAUUAAAGCUUCAGGUCCUGGAUGUAAAAGACUUGGAAUUGAUGAUGACAGAGAAGCAGUCCCAUUAGCACUGCAGAUUGCCUACUGCAAGGCAACAGUCAGCAGAAGAAGCCAAUGGAACAACGUGGAAAAAAACUGCACAUCUGUAAACCUAAGCAAGGCUUGUAAGAAAUAUGAUGAGCUAGAAUUCAAUACAGAAUAUCUCCAUCUUUCCAUGACUGAGGUGGUAAAGCGACAGAACUCCAAAUCCAAAAAAAGUUACAAUCAGCAAAUAAAUAUAACACAAAUCAAGAUUGACAAAGUACAGAUAAUUGGAGUCAAUAAUACCACAUUUGCAGUUUGUCUGGACCAGGAUGAGAAAAAAGUUAUUCAAAGUGUAACCAGAUGUGAGGUGUCCGUAUGUUAUAAACCCGAAGACAGGAUGCCUGAGAAACUGAGCAAACACACUUCAUUCCAGAAGUGGCCGCAUCCAUCAAAGUCCUACUCACUUCUCUGUCUUCCAAUCGUAACCUUCAGUGGAGCUUUACCAUAAGGAUGGCAGAUGAUGACUCAUUAUCCCUACGGACCGAAAAUAUGGCCAAAACAAUGGACCUGAUUUUAUAUUUUGGUCUGGCACUGUUACAACUAUUUAUUGCAAUCAGUAUAUAUAUAUUUUUUAUUGGGCCUUAAAAAAGGUAUCAAGUGAAAUAGAAAGGCACUGCCAAUUGAAGUUGAGCUCCAGCUGGUAGAAAUGGCACCACAUAGGCUGUUUAAUAGCCAUUGCUAACGAGGCUGCUUGGGAAGGGAGAGGGAAAAUGGUUCCUUGAUAAGUGGUGGCUAUUUGUUCCAGAAACUGUUUCAGAAAAUGAAACUUUAAGUGUCAUGGCAAAAGCUAGCUCAUACCUCAACUUAAAUGCAAAAUGACCCAUCCCCUUUUCAUAUUGACACACUGAAGCAGAUGGUGCAUCCAGAGGUCAUUAGGUUAAUUGAGUAGUUUAGCUAAUUUAGAAUUAGAUGAGGAUAAGAAUUUGGUGCAGAGGAAAAAAGGUGCUUCUUUUCAUCUUUAACACUUAUAAGCAAUUAGUGUGUAAAACAAAAUUAUAUCGAAAAAGCUUAAAGGUAAAUACUUAAAAAUUUUAAAUAUGUAAGGAUGAAAGGUUAGGGUAUCUAAGCUACAUUUCACAAUACACAAGAUUUUCCAUUAGCAUCACUGAAAUGAGGUAAAUUUCUGGACAUGGUGAUACUGCAGGACAGUAGCUAGUGAUUGGUUAUUGAGUAAAACAGAUUUAUCAGUCCUUUUGUGAGUAAACAUUAAGAAAUUUAUUUUUCAUAGGUAUUGAUAUCAAAACUGCACAUGGUACUCCAGGUGUUGCCUCACUAAAGUCCUCUUCAAUUGUAGCAACUUUUUCUCACUUUUGUACUCUAAUCCUCUUGCAAUAAAUGCCCACACACCAUUUCCCCUCCUGAGUUGCUUGCCUCUCUUCCUAAGAUCUUUUACCUCAGCACCACUUUCUUGCACUAACUACAUAUCCAUGAAUAGGAGUGAUCUACUGACCACCAAAUAUUGGAAAAUAGGUGGAGCAAGAAAAAUACAAAUAAAUUGAGGACAUGUAUUAAAAACACAGAAUAGUAAAAAUAAUUUGAAUUAUCCUGAAAUUAAUCGUCCAGAUCAAAUGGUUACAGGGAUAAAGGAAAUUACUUCCUACGAUGUGUAGAGGACUCCUUUUGAACUCAAUAUUUUAAUCACCAAAAAAGGGAGAUUUUAUUAUAGGAUUGAGUGAAGGGGAACUUCUCAGUAAUAAUCACCAUAAUAUAAUAGAUUUUUAGAUAAUAAUUCAAAGGAUGUAAGUACAAUGAAGACUCAAUGGUUGAUAGGCUGACCAUGAGGAUCUAUUAUAUUAAAUUAUAAAGGGACAUAAAAUGAUAAAAAAAUUCUGCAGCACAAAAAUUUUAAAAGAGUUAGGAUGGGUAUAAAAUCAAAUUGAUUAGAAGGACAAAUAUUACAGGUAAAGAUAGUGAAAUGGCAGAAAUAUUAAAAAGUAACUUGGGUUCAGUAUUGGCCCAAGAGACAGAUCACAUUGUCAUGACGUUGGAAGGCAAGAUUAGAAUUAAUAUAAUUACAUUUAAUAUAGAAAGAACAAUAAUAUGAAAUGAAAUAAUCAAAGUCAAAGAGAAAAAUCCUUUGAUCCAGACAGAGUGCAUCUCCAAGCAAUCUUUUUAAAACAAUCCAGCGAAUAGUUAGCAGAGACAUCAAGGUAAUACUUGAUUAAAAAGUGAUGUAUGCCAGAAGACUGGCAGAUAGCUAACCCAAUAUGCAUAUUUAAGAGGGGAGAUGGAGCAUGUCCAGGCAACUAUUAGUGUCACGCUAUUACAGCGCCAGUGACCUGGGUUCAAUUCCGGCCGCUGCCUGUGAGGUAGUUUGUACAUUCUCCCUGUGUGUCUGUGUGGGUUUCCUCUGGGUGCUCUGGUUUCCUCCCACAUUCCAAAGACGUACAGGUUAGGAGCUGUGGGCAUGCUAUGUUGGUGCCGGAAGCGUGGCGACACUUGCGGGCUGCCCCAGCACGCUCUCAAUAACGCAAAAAGACACAUUUCACUGUGUGUUUCGAUGUACAUGUGACUAAUAAAUAAGUAUCUUACAUGUUGUAGACCAGCAGAGGAAACAUAAUAGAAUUCCCACUAAAAGAGAAAAUUGAAAGAUAGUUAGAAAUAAAUAUUUCAAUAAUGAAGAGAGAGCAUGGAUUUCAUGAGGAAAGUCUAGUCUUAUCAAUCUCAAUGAAUUCUUCAAACAGCUGAGAGAUGGAGUACUUAAAGGUAGUGUAGUUAAUCUAACAUAUGAAGGUUUCCCAAAUGGCUUCAAGCUACCUUAUAAUAGAUUGAUGUAUAAGGUCAAAGCAUCUAUAUUAGAUUUUGGAAUUAAAGAUUUGUUAUAAAAUUUAUGGAUGACACCAUGUGUCAAUAAUAGCAGUGGUGGUGGAUUAGUGGAGGGUAGUGUGGUUUGGGGUAGUAGCUGUUACAGAAGAGAUAAUGAUAAAUUAAAAGAGGGUAUUCAUAGAUUUGCAGAAUGGGAAUAUUAAUCAGUAAAUUAAGCGAAACACAGAUACUAAUAUGAAUAAGGAGGUUACAACUCAUUUGGAAAAUUAGUACUUGUAUAGGUGGUGAACCAUUGGGACCUGGGAGUAUAAAUACAAAAUUCACUAAAUAAAGCAAUGCUGUUAUUAGAAUCAUUAAAAGUACCAAACCAGGCACUACGUUUUUUGUUUCUCAAUGGAUAUCACUGAAAGAUAGAGAAGUCAUGCUCAGCUUAUAUUAAACCUUGGUGAGGCUUCACCUGGAGUAUUGUACACAGUUCGGGUCUCUACAUCAUGGAAUGAAUAUAGAGACACUGAGAAGGAUAAAUAAAUGAUAACCAAAAAUGUAAAGUUAUAUCGUGAUAGGUCGAGCAUUCUGGGUCUCUCUUCAAUUGAAAAGAGAAACCCAAAGUGGGACUCAUUGGAAGUCUUUAAAAUUAUGUCAGAUUUUGUCAGAGUAGAUGCAGAGAGUGUUUCCACUUUAUGCGGAAUCAGAUAGGAAACACACUGGAAGCAUCUUCAGGCAAAGAAUGCUAAGCAUGUGGAAUUCAUUUCCACACAGUGUAAUUGAAGUAAACUAUACAGAUUUAAGGGGAGGCUAAUAAGUAAAUGAAAAAGAGAGUUAGAAGAGGGAGGUUAUUGGGGGCAUGAAUCAAGCAUAUUGGCAUACACUGCUUCUGCACUCUACAUUCAGGGCAAUAUUACAUGGUGCAGAUUCUAGCCUGGAAUUCCUCACAUUGGCACUGUGCAGGAAGUAGACACCUUAAGCAGAGGAAUGAUAAAAAUGUGGUUGUGCUAUUCUGUAAAACUCUUAUGAAACACAUUGCAUAUGAUUGCUUUGGUGAUUUUGGGCAAUGCCUAGAAUAGUUGUCUGUCCUUUUGACUAGAGAAUGAAAUGUGAAACUAUGAUUGUGAGAACAAGAGCUAAGUAAAAAUGAUAAUGAACACAAAUUAUUACCUCAGUAAAGGACACCUUUCUAGUAUAAUACAAAUAAUGCAUGAUAAACACGAUAUUAUUGUGUUUAUCAUGCACGGUAGCAUAGCGAUUAGCAUGAAGCUAUUACAGCACCAGCAAUCGGGGUUCAAUUCCCAUUGCUGUCUGUAAAGAAUUUGUGUAUUCUCCUCGUAUCUGCGUGGGUUUCCUCCAGGUGCUCCAGUUUCCUCCCACAUUCCAAAGACGUACGGGCAGGUUAACAUGGGUUUAAAUGGGUGGCGUGGACUCAUUGGGCUGGAAGGACCUGUUACUGUGCUGUAUAAAUAAAGAAUUUUUUUAAUUGCCCAAUAUUCUCAUUCAACGUAAAUAUAUAUCCACUUGAUAUAUUGUAUUAAAUUUUACAGCUUCCUAAAUACAUGGACUUAAUUUGAGGUAUCCAGGCACCCAGUACAGAAUCCCUUUGUACUGAUUGAGUCACAAAGUAUAAACAAAGAAUGCUGCAGGUAAUUUUCACUGUACAAUCAAACUCCCAUGAAAGGCAUCUUUUUUGAAUGAGGGUAGGUCUUGACUUUGUACAAUAACAAAUUUGGUGAAACAGCAACAUACUUAAUGUCUCUCCCAUUUUCAUUUAUAUCCAAGUGAAUUAGUCCAAUAAACCAAUUAGGCUUCAGUUCAAUUACUGUGCUUUAAAUGAACUCAGGAUAAUUAAUACUAGUUCUUGUGUUAAAGAUUUUAAAUGGCCCACUGAGUUGCUGAGGUGGAUUAAAAUGUUUGGGGAACUAAUGAGGCAUAUACCAGGAUUCAACUGUGCUGGCGAGUAAAACUAACCAGUAUUCUUUCAUAAGACUACUUCUUGCCUUUAUAGAAUUAUUUGUAUUACUUUUGUACAAACAUGUCACUGAUGAUGAGUCAAGUUACUUCAAUUUCCUUUACUAUUUAUAAAUGCAAACAGAAGUUACAGCAUUGAAAUAAUUUACUGUCUGUGUUAAAAGUGGUACUGCACUGAGGAAUUGUGCCAAUUUUGUGUACUUCCCAGCACCAUUAUUCUGUCAUGUAAGAGAAAAUCAGUUCAAGAGAAAACUAUGGAGCACUGAGAGGGGCUGAUGCAGUGAGAGGGAUAGGGAGAAUCAGCCUGAAGUUGAUAGAAAUGGAAUUGAGAGCAACAGAGUAUGGGCAUCAAGGGAAGAGGCAAAGAAAGAAGGGAUAGCAGGUGAUAGGGGAUGUUGGAUAAGUG